Messenger RNA from Parus major (Great Tit), 1914 nucleotides. RefSeq names its product cell wall adhesin EAP1-like. NCBI's taxonomy places the organism in Eukaryota, Metazoa, Chordata, Aves, Passeriformes, Paridae. The record is from RefSeq and is a predicted model, not a curated record. The transcript is spliced from 3 exons. The coding region runs from base 1 to 1914 and encodes 637 amino acids.
AUGGACCAGAAGACCUCCAACCCAACCUGGAGACCCCAACCUGGAGACCCCAAUCCAGAUGAGGAGACCUCGACCUGGACCAGGAGACCCCAACCAGGAGACCCCGACCCAAGUGAGGGAACCUUGACCCCAACCAGGAGACCCCGACCUGGACCAGGAGACCCCGACCUGGAGACCCCAAUCCAGAUGAGGAGACCCCAACCUGGACCAGGAGACCCCGACCUGGACCAGGAGACCCCAACCAGGAGACCCCGACCCCAACCAGGAGACCCCGACCCAAGAGACCCCGACCUGGACCAGGAGACCUCGAUCCAGAUGAGGAGACCCCGACCUGGACCAGGAGACCCCAACCAGGAGACCCCGACCCAAGCGUUGUACGUCGGUGACACCGCGGGGACGAACGACACGGUGACGGUGACGGUGACGGCGGCGGGGGGUGGCACCGAGGAGAGCGGCACGGACGCGCCACCGGCGAGGAGGGAGAGGAAUGUCACGGGAAGAACUGAGGAGGGAAAUGCCACCACGGUGGGAAGUGUCACCAGGGCCACCACGGUGGGAAGUGUCACCGGGGCCACCAUCGUGGGAAGUGUCACCGGGGCCACCACGGUGGGAAAUGUCACCAGGGCCAUCACCAGUGGCAGCGUCAUGGGAAGGAACGGCACGGUCACCGCGGUGGUCAGCGCCAACACGGACCAUGAUGUUGUCACCAGCUCUGACCAUGACGUGGUCACCACCACAGAGAGGGACAUGAUGGUCAGUGCCAACACGGACCAUGAUGUGGUCACCAGCACUGACCAUGACGUGGUCACCAGCACUGACCAUGAUGUGGCCACCAGCUCGGACCAUGACGUGGUCACCACCAUGGACCAUGACGUGGUCACCAGCACAGAGAGGGCCACCAGGGUCAGGGGCAGUGUCCCCAUGGCCACCACCACAGGGGACAACACCACGACGGUGCCACCAGAGCGGCGGGUGAGAAACGUCACGGGCUGGUCCGUGAGGAGCCACAGCGGGGCCACCACCCUGGAGGGUGAGACCGCAGCCGUGGACGGUGACACCGCGGUCACUCCCUCAGACCUCGCGGAGGGAGAGACCACGGCCAUGGAGGGUGAGAACGAGGUCACCGAGGGUGACACCGAGGCCACCCCCAUAGAAGGUGACACCGAGGCCACCCCCAUGGAAGGUGACACUGAGGCCACACCGGUGGCCACCACAGUAAGGAACACCAGGGCCACCACCGUGGAAAGUGACACCACGACGAUGCUGCCAGAGCUCCUGGGAGGCCUCAGCAGGGCCACCACCAUGGAAAGUGACACCACGGCCAUGGGGAAUGCCACCAGGGCCACCACCAUGGAAAGUGACACCACGGCCAUGCCGGUGGCCACCAUGGGAGGCCACACCAGGGCCAUGGAGAACAACACCAGGGCCACCACCAUGGAAAGUGACACCAGGGCCAUGGGGAACACCACCAGGGCCACCACCCUGGAGAGCCACACCCUGUCCACCCUCCCCAUUGUCCCUGCUGACGUCACCUCAACGCCAGCCCCGCCCAAUGCCACCAACACCACCCUGGAUGUCACCGAGACCACGGCGGUGACGCCCCAGGCCCCGCCCAAUGCCACCGAAGCCACCGGGGCGCUGGGCCACGGCUCUGCCGGGACCACCGGGGACGUUCUGAGCAGCACGGCCACCUCCGCUGUGGCCACCGUGGCCACCAUCUGCCUCUUCCUCCCACACGGCUCCAGCCCCCCGGCCAGUGGGUGUCCUGGGGGGGUCACGGGGUUCAGGGUGGGGGUCUCCUGGGGUGGGGUCUCCUUCCCAAGGGUCUCCUGGGGUGAGGAUGAAGAGGAGGAUGAAGGUUCUGGGGUGUCUUGGGGUCUCUUGGGGUGGGAUCUCCUCUCGGGGGUCUCCUGA